UAGCCCACCCGGCCCACGCUGAGCUUGCAGCCUCGAGCGAGUUUUCCAGACUACACAACAACAAACCCACACACAACCGACAUCAUGUCUUUCGAGGAUUGGGCACUCCAGUUCUGCCUCACCUGCGACAAGCAGACUGAUGAUGGCGCUGCCUACUGCUCCGAGUCCUGCCGCCUGGCCGACUACGAGACCAACUCUGCCUCCAGCUCCGGUCCUAGCUCCCCCAGCCUGAACGGCCCUUCCUUCGACUGGUCUUUCAACAAGUCUACAUCAUCGAGCAACCAGUCCUACCUCUCCCCCGCUUCCAACUUCAGCACCCAAUCGAGCAGGACACUAUCUCCCUCGAGCUCGCACACUAGCCUUUGCUCCAUGAAGAGCACAUCAUCGGCGGGCCUCAGCCACAGCCACUCUGGCAUGUCUGAAAAGGCGGCCAGGGAGCUCCAAGCAUAUGCCCACUCGUUCGAGUCCGUCAGGCUGCAACGCAGGCGAUCUUCCAACUAAAAAGAUCGACGCACCAUUCACACCACUACCUUGUUUAUUAUCAGCGACUAUACCCCUCACCUCACUCGACCACUGUUCAAGCAUAGAACAUUACACGACUCGACUCGGCCAUCUUGUUUCGUUUGUUUCUUUACAGUUGUUAU
Molecule: messenger RNA, 644 nt
Organism: Neurospora hispaniola
Lineage: Eukaryota; Fungi; Ascomycota; Sordariomycetes; Sordariales; Sordariaceae
Exons: 1
Coding region: 85-501 (138 amino acids)
Source: RefSeq, a predicted model, not a curated record